AUGGGAAACUUCUUUAACAAAGUUUAAGUAAAAACUGAUGCGUUUUUCUAAGCACACCAUUCUAAUUAGCAUCACAAUACUCAUUCUUAGUAACCUCCUCAUUUAGGUUAAUAUCCUCCUCCUCCUGAAAUGUAGGCUUAGUACCCUCCUCACUAAUAAUAAGGAUAAUAUCCUCCACCUCCUCCUGAUAUGCACGCCUAAUAGUGCUCAUUCCCUCCAUAGUAAUAAGGUUCUUUCCCUCCUCCACCACCUCCUUUUGCUGAUUAGUUUUAACCUUAAUAGUUUGGUUGCCAAAAUCAAAAUCCUUACUACAAGGAUAAAAGAAAAUCAGUCUUCAAAAAAUUUAGCAAAAAAGCUGGUAAAGACAACCACUAAAAUUCAAACUACUUUGAUCACUUAGAGUAAUCUAGUUGA
Messenger RNA from Tetrahymena thermophila SB210, 414 nucleotides. RefSeq lists its product as hypothetical. Lineage: Eukaryota; Ciliophora; Oligohymenophorea; Hymenostomatida; Tetrahymenidae. The record is from RefSeq and is a predicted model, not a curated record. The transcript has a single exon.